Molecule: messenger RNA, 1324 nt
Organism: Mangifera indica (mango)
Lineage: Eukaryota; Viridiplantae; Streptophyta; Magnoliopsida; Sapindales; Anacardiaceae
Product: chalcone synthase-like
Exons: 3
Coding region: 41-1210 (389 amino acids)
Biological process (GO): polyketide biosynthetic process
Molecular function (GO): acyltransferase activity, transferring groups other than amino-acyl groups
Source: RefSeq, a predicted model, not a curated record
CAUUGCAUUUUCUUUUCUACCAUUCUCCAGUUUCAGCAAGAUGGCUUCAGUAGAAAAUAUGAGAAGAAGAGCUCAGGGCCUAGCUUCAAUUCUGGCAAUCGCCACUGCGAAUCCGCCCAAUAUUUUCUAUCAAACUGAUUAUCCUGAUUUCUACUUUCGAAUCACUCGAAGCGAUCAUAUGACUCAACUCAAAGAUAAGUUCAAACGAAUUUGUGAGAAAUCAAUGAUUAGGAAACGACACAUGUAUUUGAGUGAAGAAAUCAUCAACCAAAUCCCAAACAUAACUUGUUUCAACUCUCCUUCUCUUGAUGCUCGUCAAGAAAUUCUGAAGAUUGAAAUUCCAAAGCUUGGCAAAGAAGCUGCAUUGAAAGCCAUCAAAGAAUGGAACCAACCUUUGUCAAGUAUCACCCACCUUAUCUUCUGUACAUCUUCUUCUGCUGGAGAGAUGCCUGGUGCCGACCACCAGCUAACCAAGCUCCUCGGCCUCCCACCCUCCGUUCAAAGACUCAUGAUCUAUCAAGGCGGUUGCUUUGCUGCAGGCACCGCUCUCCGCCUCGCCAAGGACAUCGCAGAGAACAAUGCAGGCGCUCGUGUUCUUAUUGUAAGCUCCGAAAUAAUGCUCGGCUGCUUUCACGCACCUUCAGACACCUACUUGGACGUUUUUGUCGGCUCCGCAAUCUUCGGAGAUGGCGCAGCCGCCGUGAUCGUCGGCGCUGACCCUAACACAACCACCGAGCGCCCACUCUUCCAACUACUCUCAGCCUCUCAAAACCUCAUCCCGGACUCAGAAGACGGCGUCGUAGGACACAUUCGUGAGAGGGGUUUGCAAUACUUCUUAUCCAAAACGGUUACUGAAAAAAUCGCCAACAACAUUCUUCAAUGUUGCGAAGAAACAUUUUGUAAACUCAGCGUCAAUGACAGGAACUCGCUGUUCUAUGUGGUUCAUCCUGGCGGCCCAUCGAUUCUGCAGGCGGUGCAGCAGAAACUGGGGCUGAAGGAAGAUAAAUUGGGAGCGAGUUGGGGUGUGCUGAGGGAAUAUGGUAAUAUGUGGAGCGGUAGCCCGUUGUUUAUACUUGAUGAGAUGAGGAAGCGGUCUGUGGAAGAAGGCAAAAGCACCACCGGCGAAGGGCUUGAUUGCGGCGUCUUGUUGGCGUUCGGGCCGGGGCUGACGGUGGAGACGAUUGUGCUGAAAAGCUUUGACCUAGAAUGAUCAUCUUCUUCAUGCAUGAUGGGGAGUUUGCGUUGUCUAGUUAAUUUAGAAUAAAUGGAUGAUCAUGUUGUUUAGUUAAAUUAUUAAAUAAAUUAAUUAAUAACUAUUAUGUUA